Paramuricea clavata is the source of this 1942-nucleotide messenger RNA. The record is from the annotation of a GenBank genome assembly. Lineage: Eukaryota; Metazoa; Cnidaria; Anthozoa; Malacalcyonacea; Plexauridae.
CUCUUAUGUUGUGGGACAAAGUAAACAUUUCCAAGGGAGCACAGGAACUCAGCCUCCCCCCCUGGAAGACCCUCCGAAAUAUAUUAACAAACUAUAAGCAAGGCUUAUAAUCUGGAAGAGGAAAAUAAAUGACGGUAAGAAUAACUCUGGAACGCUUCAGAUUUCAGAACUUUAAGACGCAGAUCCAUUAUAGCCAUACGACAUGAAGUACUCUCUCAAAAACCAAUAUGGCGGCUGAAGAUGAAAAUAAGCGUACAAAGGAAAGAUGCAAACGUUUUACAGAAAGAGUGAACGUGAACAUCACAGAGGCAGCGAAAUUAGCUCAACACAUGAUAAGAGCAUCUGGAUCCCCCGAUGUAUGUUGAAAUAUCAGCGUAAUGUAUCUGUAAUAUGCGAUAUAUUAUAAUACAAAAUUCUAAAUAUAUAUAAUUCUGAAUAUAUAAAGCUGGCUUUUGCACAUUUUAUCAAAUCUGUUUGACAUUUUUGCUGUGUGUGAUCACUGGACACUGAAUUCAUAGAAAUACUGAUGAAUAAAUAAAAGUAAAAAGGCGUUCGUAAAAUACUGAAAUGGUAUUGCAUGAAAAUGCCAACUAUUUGAUUCAUAGAACACUAAUAAAUCAUGUCGGAGUUGAAUGGCCUAGCUGCGUUGCAGCCUGGCUAAUUUAGAUCCAAAGGACAUCAAACAAUUUACAAGACGCCCGGAUUUGAAAUAAUCAAAUACCUGAAAAUUGCCUUACGACGUGAAACUGAACUCCAAGUAUCGAUAUUUCAUCAGACAUUUCGCCACAAGAAUAUAUAUUUGCACCUUAAUUUAAUCAAUGUUUGAAUGUCCCAACGUUUUGUACCAUCUAAUGGCAAUGUUUUGUUUUAUAGAUAUUAUCACAAACCACCAAGAAAUUUGUUCACAACGAGAACUCUAUUAAAUCAACUGAAGAGGUAGAUUGAGUCGUAUUAAUUAGAAUAAUUUUGAAUAAUGUAUAUUUGGACAAUGUAUACGUAUUGAUCUAUAUUAAAUUGAUUUCCAAUUUAUUUUAAACGUAUACUUGGAAUUAGAAUAUCAAGAAAAUGAAGAAUUUAAUUGGACAAAUGGAUGCACAGUGAGUAUUUCGCGUUAAAACAUAGCUCAGCCACAAUUUGCAAUGCGUUUUUAAAUCCUAAGGGCUAAAGAAUAAUCAUUUUUAAAUAACUAUAUAGGGGGUUCAAUUCAAAAUUCCCAAGUGGCUUUAGUUUAUUUACACCUAUGCACUCUUCCCAUCAACCCCUUCGCCCUUCUCUCACCACUACAAUACUUCAUGUAAACUCGCCAUAUGCGCAUCGCUGUGUUUUUCACAAAGAGACGCCUGGGUACGAGGCAGCCUAUACGCUGUAAAUGUUGAAAUCAAUAAAGUGAAUAAACGAAAAAAACAUUACAAUACGUCAAAGGAAACAAACUUAAUUAAGUGUCAGCAAAAAUAUAAAAUUUAUACCUUCAAUAGAGCAGUUUAAUUUAAGACAAGCCUCAAAGCGGUUGUAUCUCCCCCUAGUGUCCACCACAGUAUAUUUCGCAAUCAAGUGACAGAGCAUUAACCUGACGUUAUUUUUAUUCACAGGUAUGACGAAAUUCAUCAACGGUACGUUGCUGAAGCUGUAAAGCUACAAAAGCACCUAAUUUUCAGAAGUGAUCUAAUGAAGAAUGUUCUAUCACCGUAGAUGUCAAGAUUGUCCUAUACCUUCUUGUUUUUAGGUUAGAUUUGAUUGCAAAAAUUGACCACCAAAUGCACCCCACGACGACGAAAUAAAGACUAAUAUAUUAAAUAAUAAUAGAGUAUUUUUGUAAAUUAAAGUUGUACAAAUUUCAUAAUAAAACAUUCAUCACAGAAUAUAUAGUCCUGCUCUUCUGGUAUAGGAAAAGUUGAAAUUCACGACAACUAUAGUAGGCAGCAUCAUUCUGUUAUUAUAGUUA